AAAAGUUAGUAUGCAAGACUUAGUACAUAACUCAAAAUUACAAUAAUUUUAUUUUUCAGAUAUCCCGCUAAUGUUGCAUAGAAAAAAUAUUUAAAAUCGAAGUCCAAACUGCAUUCAUUCAUACGCAACAAACGCCCUGAGAGAGUGGGAGAGACAGUGAGCACCCAAGAGCGGAGAGACCUGUAUGUGAGAGUGUGAUAGAGAGCAGGUCUCUUCCCCCAUCCCCAAUAACGACACUGCAGUUGGGGGCUGAAGAGCGAGAUAGCCAAGCAACCGGCUGUCAGACUCGCAAGAGAGAGUGAGAGGGAGAAGGAAGCCUGGAAGCUAAACAACCCAGAGCAGGCAAACACACGCCGAUAAAAUGCUUGUUUCAUUCGAAAUUCGCCAGCCGGUAGUAGUGGAGCCACAAACAGCGAAAGCAGCAGCUGCGGGGGAAGUGGCGCGGGCACGGAAUUAGAAUAUUAACGUCGACGACCAGUUAUCGCACAAUUAGUACGCGGGCGAGAAUUGAUACCGCGAUACGGUGGACAAGAACAAGUCUGGCAAACACCCGAAAUUUCCCCAUAGCCAAGUGCCGUCUCAAGUAGAAGAAAUAGAGCUUAAAUAUGUAUACGAAAAUCUUCCGAACUGUGAUAAUCGGAGCCCCCGGCUCAGGAAAGGGAACUAUUUCGGAGCUGAUUGUCAAGACCUUUGGCUUCCUGCACAUCUCUACGGGCGACAUCCUGCGCCAGAACAUCCUUAAAAACACGGAUCUGGGCAAACGCGCUCAGCAGUACAUUGCCGCUGGCCAGCUGGUACCAGAUGAUAUCGUGACUAAAACGAUGCUGGGACGAAUCACAGAGGUGGGCAACAAGUCAUACAUCCUGGAUGGAUUCCCGCGCAACACCGCCCAGGCUGAGGCUCUGGCUGCUCGCGAGCAGAUCGAUGCCGUGAUCACGCUAAACGUGCCGCACGAUGUGAUCAUCGACCGGGUGAAGGACCGCUGGAUUCACGCUCCCUCAGGAAGGGUAUACAACAUAGGCUUCCACGACCCCAAGGUGCCAGGAAAGGACGAUGUUACGGGCGAGCCACUGACCCAACGAGAAGAUGACAAAGCAGAAGUGGUAGCUAAGCGUCUUCAGCUCUACGAUGAACUGAUGAGCCCAGUGCUAGCCUGGUACGAGCAGCACGGUCUCGUCACCACCUUUUCGGGGCGCAAGACCAAGGAGAUCUGGCCUCGUGUGGAGCGCUUCCUCAGGGACAAAGUUAACAAGUAAAUGGUAGUGACUGCCUGGAAUUUCACCCUUUGUGCACAAAAUAAUGAUCAAUUGCUGUGUUCAAUUAAGUGCAAAACAUAUUUAGAUAUACUAACUUGUACGUAUGUAAUAUGUAUGUUGGGCGGUUGGGAGGUCGAGGAGAGGGUGCGUAUAAUUAAUGUAAUUGCGAAGCCAUAAGACGGCACAGCUGUCGUCAUGUAUUCCUUGUUUUCACAAAGCAUUCCCCUCAUCGAAUAACUGUUCUGCGCUCCCCUUUUUGUAUAAACACAUUUUUGUACUCGUAGUCUGUGCUCUGAUAAUAAAUCGCGUUUAUUGUGCGCUGAUAACGUAA
This is a messenger RNA of Drosophila kikkawai, 1587 nucleotides long. It is a transcript of the gene Ak3, whose product is annotated as Adenylate kinase 3. The record is from RefSeq and is a predicted model, not a curated record. Gene Ontology annotation, biological process: nucleobase-containing compound metabolic process. Gene Ontology annotation, molecular function: ATP binding; AMP kinase activity. Lineage: Eukaryota; Metazoa; Arthropoda; Insecta; Diptera; Drosophilidae. Gene Ontology annotation, cellular component: cytoplasm; mitochondrion.